GGGCCGGGGCCGAGUCGGGGCCUCCCCUUCGGGUGGGCAUCGCUGUCGUCUUGUCGUUACCGGUGUACCAAUUAAUUAUGUUUCACGUGCCCACGGCAGCAUCUGAGGCUUUAGCUUCACCUUUUAUACAGUAUAUCUACAACAGCUUCCUCUUGAGCUGCUGAACUGAGGGAAAAACACGUCGUCUCGGCGGGCAGCUCCACAGCCUCAGAGCUCCCUCAUGUAACAGCACUCCCACCGCCAUCGCCUGGCAGCCAGCUGUGGGCUCCGCUGCAGUGCUGCUGCACCUCUUACGUGCAAUAUGGUGUCUUAAAGAUAGAACUGGAGCUUAAAACUUCAACCUGGUAGGGACUGUCUUUGCUUAUCAUCUGCUGCCAUGAUGAAGGUGCCCAGAUUAUCGAUUUGAUGAUGCUUGUCAUCGACGUGACAAAGGGGAUGCAGACGCAGUCAGCGGAGUGCUUGGUGAUCGGGCAGAUUGCCUGCCAGAAGAUGGUGGUAGUUCUGAACAAAAUAGAUCUCCUUCCAGAGGCGAAGAGACAAAGUGCCAUUGAGAAGAUGACUAAGAAAAUGCAGAAGACCUUGGAAAAUACAAAGUUCUGUGGGUGUCCUAUUGUUGCUGUUGCAGCAAAGCCUGGUGGACCGGAAGCUCCAGAGUCUGAAAAUCCACUUGGUGUUUCUGAAUUAAUUGAGGUCCUGAAGUCUCAGGCUUACCUGCCAUCGAGAGACCCCUCGGGACACUUCCUUAUGGCAGUCGACCAUUGCUUCUCUAUCAAGGGUCAAGGCACGGUGAUGACAGGGACUAUUCUUUCUGGCUCUGUUAGCCUUGGUGACAAUGUGGAGAUUCCUGCCCUGAAGGUGACAAAGAAAGUCAAGUCUAUGCAGAUGUUCCAUACUCCUGUAACAUAUGCCAUGCAGGGUGACAGAGUAGGUAUCUGUGUGACCCAGUUUGAUCCUAAACUUCUGGAACGAGGCCUGAUUUGUACCCCAGAAUCACUUCACACCAUCCAUGCUGCAAUAAUUUCCCUGAAGAAAAUCCAGUAUUUUCGAGGAGCGCUUCAGACAAAGGCUAAGUUUCAUAUCACAGUCGGUCAUGAAACGGUCAUGGGAAGAGUGAUGUUUUUCAGUCCGGCUCCUGCUGAUUUCAAUGAAGAAAUUCAAGAAAAUGUUUUUGAUUUUGAUAAAGACUAUCUUUAUCAAGAGGAGUACUUGUCCAAGGACUCAAAGCCUUCAGAGGAGAAUAAAGAAAAUGGCCAAUCAGAAGUCCAGCUGCCAAAACAACAGUGGGCUUUGCUAGAGUUUGAAAAACCCGUCACUUGCCCUAAGCUGUGCCUUGUGAUUGGUUCCAAGCUGGAUACAGAUAUUCAUGCGAAUACCUGCAGGUUAGCGUUCCACGGGGUGCUGCUCCAAGGCAUGGAAGACAAGAACUACGCAGAGACUUUCCUUCCAAAGCUGAAAGUGUACAAACAAAAGCACAAAGAAGGACAAGUGGAGAGGGUGAUGGAUGAUUACAGCGUGAUUGGUCGUUCACUGUUUAAGAAGGAAACAAACAUCCAGAUUUUUGUGGGUCUGAAAGUCAAGCUGUCUACAGGAGAAGAAGGAAUAAUAGAUGGAGGUUUUGGACAAAGUGGUAAAUUUAAAAUCCGAAUUCCAGGUGGGCUGAAGCCAGAAACCAAGAUGCUUCUCAGCGCUGCGUCCAAGAAAAAAUCGAAGGCAGGGAAGGGGGACGCGAACAAAGAGGAUGAAAGCAGCAAGAAUGAUUCAGCCCAACCUGUUACCAUCACUCUUCUUUUUAAAAGAUACGUCUUUGACACACAGAAGAAAAUGAUUCAAUCCUGAGAAAGCAAAGAGGCCUCUGAGCCCACCAGAAAGACCAGACUCUGGAAUGAACUCAGAUGGGGAAUGCGUUCCGUGCCUCGGUGCAUUAGACCUGUUCCUUCCUUGCAGAGCUUGGAAGCUCCUGCUGACUCUGUGUCCACUUCUGAAAUCCCCGCGAUCUGGUUUUAUUCUGUUAAGAUCUGCUUAUCUUGUCUUGGUGAUGUGAAUCUUUAUGGCCUCUUGAAGAAUGGCACCUGCCAAAUGGCAGCGUUGGGCUGUGCAUUCUAACAGCAGUGCUUUUCUGCUGAGUUGUUUCAAGGUUUUACAUAAUCUGAAAGUUUGCCACCAAUAUUGAUCUAAAUGCAGUCAAGAUGUAAAUUUCAUGCGACUUACAAAGUGAAGCUGAUUUGCCUGGGUUUGCUUCCCCAAGUGAAGUGAAGGACUAAAAACGUGUGUUAUAAUAGGUGGAACCUAGAGUGGAUGUUUCAGAUUCCUUCAGCUGCAACUAUGUAAGAUGUUAUCUGAGAGUUGGUAUGGAUCUUUGUUAUAAAUGAUUUCUAUCUAGGAAUGUUUUUCAUAUUAAACAUGAUGCGUAUAACUGAGA
Messenger RNA from Gallus gallus (chicken), 2419 nucleotides. RefSeq names its product eukaryotic elongation factor, selenocysteine-tRNA specific (gene EEFSEC). NCBI's taxonomy places the organism in Eukaryota, Metazoa, Chordata, Aves, Galliformes, Phasianidae. The coding region runs from base 406 to 1836 and encodes 476 amino acids. The transcript is spliced from 8 exons. The record is from RefSeq and is a predicted model, not a curated record. Gene Ontology annotation, molecular function: GTP binding; GTPase activity; translation elongation factor activity. Gene Ontology annotation, biological process: selenocysteine incorporation.